Argiope bruennichi is the source of this 906-nucleotide messenger RNA. RefSeq lists its product as uncharacterized. The transcript has 2 exons. Gene Ontology annotation, molecular function: nucleic acid binding. The coding region runs from base 1 to 906 and encodes 301 amino acids. NCBI's taxonomy places the organism in Eukaryota, Metazoa, Arthropoda, Arachnida, Araneae, Araneidae. The record is from RefSeq and is a predicted model, not a curated record.
AUGUACCUGGAUCGAUCAAUCCGGCGGAUCUACCAUCCAGAGGUUGUUCCGUUCGACAGCUCUCGGAAACAGAGUGGUGGCAUGGUCCUCCUUGGCUCUAUUACCCAUCUGAUACAUGGCCUAGAUCUGAAUUCUCCAUUCAUAGCCCGUAGGGGACGAUGCAGCAUUAUCUAUUGUGACAAUGGCUCUAAUUUUGUGGGUGCUUCUAAUCUGCUGAGUAAUCUGGAUUGGAACCUUAUUGUAAGUGACACUGCUCUUCAUCCUAUUAAGUGGAAGUUUAACCCACCGACUGCCUCUUGGUGGGGUGGAUGGUGGGAGCGACUGAUCGGUAUUCUUAAAAGAUUAUUAAGAAGAGUCUUAGGUCGAUCUUCUUUAACAUAUGAACAGAUGACGACGGUGUUAUGUGAUAGCGAAGCCAUAAUCAAUUCACGACCGAUUACGUAUGUCACGGAUAAUGAUGCAGAGUUGGUUCCAUUGACUCCGUCAAUGUUCCUGCAGGAUAUAAAAGUGAGUGGUGUUCCUGAUUGUGAUAAAGCUGAUCAGCAGAGUCUUAAUCAACGUGUCAAGUAUCGGCAAAAUUUACAGAAAGCCUUAAGAAACAGAUUUCGGUCGGAAUAUUUGGGAGCUCUGCUUCAGAGACCAGAACGUGAAACAGCUUCUGCCGUAGCAGUGGGUGAUGUUGUAUUAAUUGAAAAUGACAAUACGAAACGCAUCAGUUGGCCACUUGGCAAAAUAAUAGAGGUAAUACCAGGGAAAGAUGGUAUUACAAGACUUGUAAAACUGAAAACUUCAAGAGGGGAAUUGCUUCGACCGGUACAACGCCUAUACCCUUUGGAAGUGUCAGCAACAGAGUCAGUUCUAAUUCGAGAGAAAUUGCCAAGUGUACAAUGGGGUCAAUUCAUGUGA